Molecule: messenger RNA, 1250 nt
Organism: Lagopus muta (rock ptarmigan)
Lineage: Eukaryota; Metazoa; Chordata; Aves; Galliformes; Phasianidae
Product: tyrosine-protein phosphatase non-receptor type 23-like
Exons: 3
Coding region: 82-1092 (336 amino acids)
Source: RefSeq, a predicted model, not a curated record
CUCCCUCUCCCCUCCCUCGCUGCUCCCUCCUCUCUCUGCUGCAUUUUGCAUGAGCUAUCUAGGUCAUUAGCAUUUUAGCGUAUGCAAGACUUGACAAAGCUGAUGAGAAGCCAGAUGGGCCCCUCUCCUCUCUUUUUUUUUUUUCUGCCUUUUUUUUUUUCUUUUUCCUCUCCUUUUAUUUUUUUCCCCCUUUUUAUUUUUUUCCUUUCCCCCCCCUCCUUUUUUUUUUUUUUCUUUUUUUUUUUUUUUUUUCCCCACCACUUGGGAUCCGAGCGAAAAGGAUUUGACUGCAGCAGCAGCAGCAGCAGCACAGCAGCACAGCAGCACAGGCGGACGGGGGAAGGCUCCUCGCGCUCCUCCAGACCCCUUUUAGAGCAGCAGCAGCAGCGCAGCGCAGCGCAGCGGGGCUCGGGCUGCAGGGGUCAGCGCUCUCCCUCCAGAUGGGAGGAGGCAGAGGUGCCUGACAGCCCAUCGCCCAAACCUGCGUCCCACUGGGGCCCUUCUCCCAUCCCUUCUCCUACCCUCUUUCCCAUCCUUUUCUCCCAAGCUCUUUCUCCUACCCAUUUUCCCAUCCCCUUUCCCACCCCUUCUCCACUCUCUUUUCCCAUCCAUUCUCCUGAACCUUUUUCCCAUCUCUUCCUCCUAUCCUCUUUUCCCAUCCUUUUCCCUUCGUUUUCCCCAUCCCUUUUCUUAUCAUUCUCCCAUUCCUUCUCUCAUCCCUUCUCCUCAUCUCUUUCCCCCAUUUCUUUAACCCUUUCCUUCUACCAUCCCUUUCCCAUCCCCUGUCUAAUUCCUUUUACCAUCUCUUUUCCCCAUUCCCUUUUCCCAUCCCUUUUCCGUUCCCCUUCCAUUCCCUUCCUCCAUUUCCUCUCCCAUCCUUCUUCUUCCCAUCCUCUCUCCCAUUCCCUCUCUGCAGCUGUAGCCCACCCCCUGCCCUCACCCCUCCAUCCCACCCUUGGCCCAGCAUUCCCAGCAGGAGCCCAGCAUUGGCCAAAGCCGACCCUUACUGGAGGUUCCUCGUGGCCUGGGGCCCCCAAAUCUCUUUGCAGCUCCGUGAGCAGACUCUCACCUCGGGGAUGGGAGCAGAGAUGAUGGCUCGGGGUCCCUGGGACAGCUCCUUGCACCCCCCCAGGGGUGCUGCAGGUAUUUGGGGACAGCCCUAUGGGGCGCGUUGCGGAUGCCGCAAGGAUCCUGUCGGGUUGCGCCGUGCCAAUAAAGCUCUUUUUACUGCAGGUUCCCGCAUCCUCUCC